GUGGUGGAACCCGUGCGAUUUCGAAGCCAUAGUACUGAGAAUACGUUGGGGCAUGAUCGGUUGAAAUUUUUCUCAUCAGUCGAGCUCAAGACUGCAACGCGUCGAUUUUAAGAUUCGAUCGUGGCUUAUAUGUGAUAUUCGCUGAACCGUGUGUGAUCAUUUAUCAGAAAGGAAAAGGAAAAGUUAAGUGGAGACAAUUAAGUGGAUUGAAAGUGUUCGAGUACAUUAUAACUAACCCUUGCCUGUCUGCACUUUCUUGUAACGGUUGCGUGUAGUGAUCUUGCCGGGAAAGUGACUGAUUUCAUUUCGCCAAAAGGAUAUCGUAUAUAUCUGUAACGAGUAUCUAGAUUUUUUUCAAAUCCGGUUUACGGUUAGUGGUCUUUAUAUUUCUACAUCUGUAAAAUUCGAUAGUUACAGAUCGGUAGUGGUCUUUUAUGUAUGGAGUGUUUAUGUAAUGCAUAUACAUGUUCGAAUGUGUCGUUAAAACCGGUCACCAGCCAAUAUCGGAAUAGCCUAGAGCGAAUACCUUGCAUGCAUAUUCUAAGCUCCAGCCAGGCAAAGUGAAAGGACUGAAUGCAGCACGUUUGCAACAUUACUUAACCAUAUUGGACUAUGCUCUGAACUUGUUUCAUUUUGAUUUUUCGGAUUUACCAGUCUGUUCAAUGCUUUUACUUUCAUAAUGCCGUCAUUAUUUUAAUUGCUUGUGCAGAAAACCAUUUAGCGGAUCUUGGAUAAGAUUUAAGGUUUAAACUGGGCAGAGAGAGAGGGAGAGGAAAAUUUCUUUGGUUCAGAGUCUGUGAAAAAUGUAAGACUGCGCUCGUAUUUGCAAUUCAUGGAAAAUACAAAAAUAUUAAAAAUAAUUAUCUAAAAUUUCAUUUCUGAAUAAGGUAGUGCGUCCCAGUUUCAAAACGAGAGAUAAUAACGCCUAAUAAUUACUUUUUUCCCCUCACAUCAACAAAUUAGAAAUAAACGUGUGAAGACUGCAUUAAAUUUUAAUUAUCUAAUUUUUUAGUGAUGGUGUAACUACCCAAAGGUGACUUUAUGUGUAAAAUAAAAUUCGUCUGUGUGCUCCUACGCUAGUGUGACUAACGUUGAUCGCGUGUGUAACUCCAAUUUCGAACCGACCCAUAUUCUAAGGUUGCCGCGUUUAUUAGUAUCCAUCCAUCUUGAAAACACCCUUUUGUAUCUUAUACUAACGCAUAUAUCAUAUCUUAAAAACUGUGGCAUGGAAUUUGAUCGACAACAACCACGACCACAAUACCAUUAAAUCGCGCUGUUCCAAAGAAGUUGAACCUUUACACAUUUCUCAAGAUUUCGCAUCCAUGGGCGUUCAUCAACUGACAUCAUUAGCAUAAACUGAUAAAUAUCGUAAUUCGUCGAGCUAAAGACUUUAGCUCGAUUUGAUGUAAAAAUUUCGAAGUUAACAUCACAAAUAUCGAUCAGUCGCGAUCAUGUCGACACCAACUAGUCCAACAACAGAUUCUAAUGAUCAAACAGAUCAUACAUAUCCUUAUAAGAAUGAGGUCUCAUUAUCGAUUGGUGACGAUCAACCACCUACGAUUACUCCAACACCCUCACCGCGCUCUAUUCAGAUGACAAUACCUAUACCAGAAAUGGAAGAUGUACCCUUGAGGAAGUCCCCGAUUCAUGAUACAAAGGUGGGAUUGGAUAAUCCAGGUUUUGAGCCUGAAUCAAAUAAGCCACGACCGUUAAGUUCAUUCGGUCAGAAUGGAUUGAAUGAUACAUCGAUGAAGUCAACAACACCGCCUCCGGCAAAUGGGAAGAAUCAUGAUGUUAAGGCACCAGUUUCAGAAGCGGUAAACCUAGAAUUAAUUAAUUUAAAUAAACCGACAAAUGGUCACGGCAAUGGUCAUGGAAACGGUUUGCCAAUCAAAAAGGAUACAGCUGAAGUGGAGAUCGGGGAUCCUUACGAUGAAUACUUUGUACCAGUCAAUGAACACCGGAAAUACAUGAGUGUGUCGUUCAGUAAUCCGCAUGGUAAUCGUGGCGUAGAUCAUUGGGGACAUUCAAUUAACGUUCCUGCACAAGGCGUUGUGGACUAUAAGAAUUGGACUAAAGUUGCGAGGGGCGAGAAACUAUACGUAACAAAAGAUAAACGUAUGAAGAAAAACUGGAGAAAAUGGCUAUGCUGGGCCAUUUGUGCAGCACUCAUACUUGGCGCAAUUAUCAUAGCAAUUUUGGCAGCAACAGGCGUAAUUUUAAGUAGUGAUCCCACACCAGUUGAAUCUCGGCAAUUUGGUACCAAAGAAAGUCAAGUUAAAUCAGCCGGUAUAUUUGGUGCAGGUUCAUCCGACAAUCAAGACAAUGGUAUGACAGAUUAUCCACUAACUCCUCCACCGCUUGGAUCGACGGUUCCGCCUAUACCGCCAACGACAGCGGAUGCAAUCGUUUACGUUCCUAAUACCGUGGAAGGACAACUUACCUUGGCUAAUCUUGAAUUCCUGGACGAAUAUAGUGACAGCAACAGCGCUAUUUACCAAUCCUUAGCGCGAGAUCUACAGGAAGAGAUCAAGGAAGCCCUGAAGCGGCCAUAUAUAAACAACGACCGGGUACAUGUCAAAAUAAUGAGCAUGAAGCCUGGAUCAGUUGUAAUCGACUUCAGAGUAAGCUGGGAUCCUCAAGACGAUGAAAACUCUUACGAUAUGGAAGGACUGAAAGACAGACUUGAAAAUUAUCUCAAUGACAAUCACGGCUAUCUUUCUAGCUAUCUUGUCCCGACAAACUCUCUAAGAGCUGCUCGUUUGCCAGAUGUUUGUGCAAUGAACACUUCCGAUCUUACUUGUGAUAUGGGUUGUGAAUUCUCUUCAGUUAUUUCUGAUUUCGUAUGUAUUUGUCCUGAUAGUAUGGAAGUUGAUAGUGUUACGAGGUUGUGCAAAGAAAAACGAGUGGUAGAUAGUUUUAACGUUUAUGAAGUCACUAGGCCACCAAAGUCUUUGGAACAUGAUCAAGUGAAUGAUUUUUACGAACACGAUCAAGGACAAAAUGACUCCGGGGUAGAUGAUCACAACCAACACGAUCAUAGUAUGCACGAUCAUAGCAUGCAUGAUCAUAGCAUGCACGAUCAUAAUCAAUACGACCAAGAUUUCAUGGAUCACAUGCAUGAUCAUGAUGGGCACGAUCACAGCAUGCAUGACCACAACAAUGAUGAUAAUUUCUUCUACUUUGAUGUUGAGCCAAAAUCAGCUCAUGAACCAAGUGCUGAACCAGAACCUACUAGUGAACCAGAGCCAAAAUCUGAACCUGAACCCGCAAGUGAACCGGAACCAAAAUCCGAGCCCGAACCUGUUAGUGAACCGGAGCCUAAAUCUGAACCCGAGCCAACAAGUGAGCCGGAACCUAAAUCAGAACCAGAACCGUCAAGUGAACCGGAACAUAAAUCGGAACCAGAGCCUGCAAGUGAACCAGAACCUAAAUCGGAACCUGAACCGGCAAGCGAACCUGAACCAGCAAGUGAGCCUGAACCAACGUCAAUCCCCGAGCCUGCUAGUGAACCAGAGCCUUCUAGUGAGCCUGAACCAAAAUCUGAGCCUGAACCAACAAGUGAACCUGAACCAAAGUCUGAACCUGAGCCUUCAAGUGAGCCAGAAUCAAAAUCUGAAUCUGAGUCUGCCAAUGGAGCAAAUCUUCAAGCCGUAAUUGGACUUAAAUCUGAACCAGAACCUGCAAGUGAGCCUGAGCCAACAUCAGAACCAGAACCUGCUAGCGAAACUGAGCCAAAAUCAGAGCCGGAACCAACUAGUGAACCUGAACCAAAAUCAGAACCAGAACCCACAAGUGCGCCGGAACAAAAAUCAACUGAUGAAACGGACAGCAUUCAUCACUAUGUGGCUGGCAACCAAGAUAUGCAAAACCAUGAUCACAGCAACGGAGACCAUGUUUAUUUCCAUGAAAUUGUUGGCACAACACAUUCGACAGAUGAGGCAAAUCAAUCUAAACAUGAAAUCGAAGCCACUGCAGAACCAGAACCGUCAAGUGAACCAGAACCCACUUCAGAGCCAGAGCCAAAACCCGAAGCAGAGGUAAAGUCUGAAACAGAAUCAAAGUCUGAAAUGGAAUCAAAAUCCGAAUCAGAAACGAGAUCUCCUCUAGAGCCAAGUUUAGAGAUAUACUCUCCAAAGAGUGAAGCUACCACCGCGACGAUAGUUGAAAAUUCAAGCACAUCGAAUUUGACCAAUGCAACUCAACCGCCUUACCAAGUAAACGUGAAAUAUUACAACUUCUCUGACAAUGAUUCUGAAGUAGAACCAGGCACCAUCUUUUCUGACCAAAGCAGAUUUGAGCCAGGAUCAAACUUCUCAAAUGCGAUAGAGUCUGGCCACAUUCAAACUUCAAAUGAUUCAAUGGUUCUCCUCAAUAAUUCGGACAACCUUAAUGAAACCACUCUUUCGAAUAGGACCGAGCAAAUUUCUGGGCCAACAUAUGUUCUAGGUUUUCCUGAAAUGGGAGUUCAGCCCGAAUCUGUGACCGAGCCGAUUCCAUUAACUGAGUCGAAAUUGAAUGAAAGUGCUACUUCUGGCCUUGAGAUUUCUGGUGCCGAAGAAAUAACACAGAAUCCAUUGUUUAUGCCCAGAGAUUCAAGCAGUGAAUCAACAACGCAGCACACUAUUUUCGCCGCUUCAAAUUCAGAAAAUGCUUCAAUCGACCAAUUUGUAACCCCUUCCUGGCACGGUGAGAUUACCAGCGAAAUGGUACAUUCCGUUGAAAAUCAGACAUCCGUUCCUGAAUCGUCAGCAACUUUGAACAAUACAGACAGUCUUAUGCAUCAAUUGAACGAAGACAUUGACACCCAUGUGAUCCCUUUGAAUCAGUACACAGACACCAAUAAUUUCAGGAUGAAAGAACUAACUGGUUCGAGCUCUGAGGCCGCUCCUAAGGACACCACAUCUCAAGAUAUCGAAGAAAUAAUGCGUAACAGAUCGUUGUACUUCCCACUGGAACACGAAACUCACUUUAUUGCUGAAGACGAUGAAGAUGAGGAAAUAAUGCCUGUCACAAAAGUAUAUCACACGAUCAGUAGAACUACGACCACCAGAACGAUAGGAUCAGAUUCAGUAGCAACUGACGCUCCUGGCCUAUUCUCCAAUGCAAAUGUUAUCGAGAGCAGGGCCAGCGAUAAUGCUAUUUUAGCUGAAGAUGAUUCAGUUUUCAGUGAUGAACUCCAUAACACUUCCAUUGUUGGUGCGAUACCUCCAACAUCAGCUUCAGAAAAUGUUACUUCAAGCCCAGUAGAUAAGCGGUUUGAAGGUCAUUCCAUAAUUCAUGUCCCUGACAGCACAACCGCCAACACAACAGAUCGGGUGUAUGUGGUGGGAGCAGGUGAUAGUUUGAACAACAUUUUUGAGAAUUCCAGUACGGAGGAUAAUGUACUAAUUGUAGGACCCUCCUCAAAUUCCCCAGCGCAUGAUAAUAGCUCGGAAUCUGUGGUUGUCAUUGAACCUUCUACAAUCCACUACGCAAGCACUUCCAACACUACUGACCUGCCUCACGACGGGAACGUUUGGAUUGUAGGAUCAAGUGUUACAACAUCGUCCACUAGUCAAAGCUCCCCACAAGAAGUUGUAGUCACUGGCCAAUUCCAGGAUGGAACGACUGAGAUGAACAACGCUACAUCAACCACUGUACUACCCUCAACUGGAAGCUCUUCUGAAAAUGUGCCGGCAAUGAAUACAACUAUGAGUGAUACCACCGCCGUUUCACCAGCUCCUGAUGAAAAUGUAGUUUCUUCAACAAGUAGUGACAGCCUGGCUUCAAGAUUGUGGAAUGUUUUGCAUCUGAUCUCAGACAAGCAGCCUGCAAGUGACUUGAAUGGUAAUAGUACAGUGGCAGUCACUGAAAUCAUUGAAGGAGCCAAUAAGAUUGUUUCGACAGGAAUGGAUGCUAGAAGUGAGAAUGUAUCUAGCUCUCCAGUUCCGACUGUAGAAAGUCCUGCACCAGUGACUGAGCUGAACAACGAUGAUUUGCCGACACCCACAGGAGUUUACUUCAAGUCCCCGCGUGUUAUGGACAUCGGAGCGGAUAUAAACAUAAUGGACGGCAGCGUUGCCACCCAAGCAACAACUGCUAAUGGAACAUCUGUCUAUUCAACCCCAACACCAGUCGUUGUACCUGUUUGGAGCAUUGAUAAUUCCACCGGAAACUUUUCUGAAUCAAACUCUGCCACAGUCUCCUCACCUCGUCAAUAUUCAGUAACUGAGCACCUGUCCGAGUCUGAUCUUCAUAGUCAAAGUGUUUUCUCAGAUCAGUCUCCAUUCCUUCCUGAAACGGAGAAUAAUGCAACCCUCCUUAAUAUCCUCCAUCGGGGUCAUGAUGUUGAAAUUCACAACGAAACAGAUGAAACUGUCCCAACAAAAGAGGAAGGCCAAGAACGACAACUUGAAAAUGAUGAACAUCAUACAAUGAACCCCACAGACGAUAAGAAGUUCCUGGAUCAUGUUGAAGAAGUUAAGGAUAUUCUGUUGCGUGUUGUACCUCUUGACAAGGAAGAAAACGAAAUAGCUGACGAAGCUAAAAGCAGCAAGGAAGAACAAGCGGGAAGCGUAAUUUUAGUGACUGGGGCACAAAACACCACAGAAGUAGAAACAACUUUAAGAACAACUUCUACAGCUUCAUUAGGUGAUACCACUUCUGACGUAGAUGAUGAAGAGACUACAAACGAAAUCCUUUUAGCCGAUGAGUCAACAGAAAAGAUGAACAUAAUUCAGGAAACAACACUUGAGUCGACAACUUCAACCACUGAAGCGAGUGUAAGUGAAGAUACAUCCAAGAACCAAAUUGCAGAUGAGAACGAUGUCCUCAAAACAAACGAAAAUGAAUUGAAAGUAAUUCCACUGGGAAACCCAGAACAGGCUAAUGAAUUGACAACAACUGAAGAUGAGAAAUCCUUUGAAACAACGACCGGUCAUUUUUUAGUUAAUAGGACGUUUCAAUCGAAUCACAAUGAAUCGAUUGGAGCGUCCAACAUCUCGGAUGAUUCCAAUGAGGAAAGUAGCGAAGAAAUGAACACUGAAGUCCCUGGAGUUCCUGAUGUAGUAAAUACGGAAGAUGUUGGAAGGAACCACGUCGAAUCCUUUUUGUCAGUUGAAACGAUCAAAUCAAAGGAGAUCCAAAAUGAACCAGCAGACAAAGUAGAAUAUGCUAAGGAAGGGAUGGUAAAUGAGUCUAAUGGCACUGGUUUGGUGCACAAGUUAGAGAAUUCUCAUGAACAGGAAUCCUCAAAUGCGUCUAUAGGAGACACUUUUAUGGAAAAAUCAAUAAUUCAGGAGAAUAAACAAGAGACUGUAGUCGGCGUUACUGAGCAACCCUUUAUUGACUCUAGCAAAGACAAACAAGUUCAGGAUAAUGAGCUCUUUUUGAAUAGCGCAUCAAGUUCAACAACUGAGCCCCAGAGCUCCUCAACAGAGCAGUCUACCAAAAACCUCAUCGACCUCCUACAAUCCAGUGGUCAAAACGGCGACAUGACUGACCUCCGUCUAUUCCCAAUUGAGACAAUAAAUCUUUUCACGAAAUGCUCUGCUGGUCAAUUUGAAUGCGUCAAUGGAACUUCGUUGAGAGACGGAACUUCCUGCAUUAGCCAAAGUGAACGCUGUGACUCCGUUCUUCAGUGCUCGGACGGUUCAGAUGAAGACGACUGCAAGGAACUGGGAUGUCCAGGACACUUCCAAUGUGGGGACGGGCUUUGUUUGGGCAGACAUUUAGUUUGUGAUGGAGUCAAACAUUGCAGCGAUGGAAGCGACGAGACGGAUUGUGAAUCAUGGCAAUGUCGAUUUGAUGAGAUCCCUUGCGGACCGAGUGCAGGUGGACCUUGCCUUCCAUCCACUUGGAAGUGCGACGGUUUAGAGCAAUGUCCCAAUGGCUUCGAUGAGAUGAACUGUCCUGAUAAUUGCGAGAACAAUGAGUUCUUCUGUUCCGCUCAACAACGUUGCAUUCCUGAAGUUUGGAAAUGUGACGGGAAAGUCGACUGCUUGGAAGAGGAAGACGAGAGAGUCUGCAACUGCAAUCCAAAUGAAUUCAGAUGCCAGGCUGGAGGGUGUAUAAAUGAGCGCUUCGUUUGUGAUGGAUUCGUCCAUUGUCCAGAUAUGUCUGAUGAGUGGAAUUGCAUUAACUUGGGUAAUGCCACCAGCAACAAUCAAACCGAUUUUCUCCUGAAAAUCAAAGACUCGAAGGUCUGUGCCGAUGGGUGGAAGCGACAAAACUCAGAACAGAUUUGCAGGAAGUUAGGAUAUCCAGGAUCACGGUCAUGGACAGUGCUUAAUACUGAUCCCAAUGAAGGAAAUGUCGAGGUACUAAAGGUCCGAGAGAAAUCAAGUGGAGAUAUUUUGAGGUCGUUCGACUCAGCCAGCGAAUGUGAAGAUGGUGUCAUAUCGUUGAGUUGUUUGCCUUACGAUUGCUCAACGAAUCCGGAAUCAUCUUCAAAUAUUGUCUUAGCGGUUGAUGAUCGGUCAGGUUUGCAGUGCAUUGCAAGUAUUAUUGCUGCCAAAUGGGCAAUAGCUAGUUACUCGUGUAUAAGCAAGAGCCAAGAUUUGAUGACCAACCGAAGCUUGGAUUUCACUGAAUGGUCUCUGGUGGUUCAAAAUGGAGUUAUUCCUGAUAAUAGCACGGCGAUGUUUAGAGUGAAGAGGGCGCAUUCGUAUGCUCAUACAAGAUAUCGUCAUCUGAUGUAUUCUUCCGACAUCGUGCUUCUUGAACUGGACUUACCAAUUAAAUUCAAUAAAUUCUUGAAACCAGUUUGCCUGUCGAGUGCUCCAAUAAAUAGUACACAAGUGUGUGCUGUUAGCAGUUGGAAUCUUGAGUUCAAAAACAAGGAGCCUGACUUCUUCAGCAGCAAUAUCACAAUGAAUUCAAGAGAAAACUGCAAUUCAACAGAAUUCUUCGCUGGUAGUCUACCUAGCGGAUCCCUAUGCAGUGACGGUGAAAAGGAUGAAGAUUUACGCGUUACAUGUAAUACGAGCGAAGGUGCACCACUUUCCUGCCUUCAACGAAACAACACGUGGGUUGUUCAAGGACUUCUAAACUAUCGCGGAGGAUGCGGUAGAAGACCGAAAACGACAGUAUAUUCUCUGAUAACCAGAGAAAUACAAAAAUGGAUUACUAAUACUGUAGGCAAUAGUUUGAUGUUCAAGAGCUAAGUGCAUAAGAUUGUUUAACAAUCUUAUUGAAAAGAAAGUCACAUGAUCAAAGAUAUUUAAAAUACAAUUUAAAAGUAAAUUGUAUCUUAGAUAUAAAUAGAAAUUCGGUCAAACCAUUUUAAAAAAAUUAUCCCAGAUAAGAAAAAUGUUUUAGUUAUUGUAAAUAUUUAUUCAGUAUUAAUUUACGUGUUUACCAAUAGUUUGCUAUAAUAAUUGCUAAUUAUAUAUAUGUAUCCCUGUCCAUAGAUUUAUGUUUUUAUAUUGAAAGGAUAAGAAAUAAAUCCACAUGUUAUAAUCCAACUGAAAGACAUUGUAAAUAUGUAUCAAACACUAUUAAAAAAACUGUGCAAUUAGAUUCCUUUCAAUUAUAUUAAAUUGUUUUGAACAUUCCGUUUCCUUUUAUAAUUCUAAUAAAAUAAUUGAGUUUAAAAAUUGUAAAAAUUGAACCUGAACAACUCAGUAAGUAAAUAUACUCCAUUUAGCAAUAGAAAUACUAUAUGAUUACCAAAAGUGACAAAAUGUAGUCUUAAAAUGAAAUAUUUAAUUCACUGACUGGUCUAAUCAAAAAUGAAGGUAACUCCAUAUGUUGUCUUACCUUCCAAGAGCAUUAUCUUGAGAAAACGAUUAUCUAACACAUGCAAAAGUGCUCCACAAUGAGUUCAGAUAAAAAAAUCUGCACAAAGUCCCACAAAAAUUGUUUUUCACUACGAAAUCGCUAGUCACAAGUGUUUGUGCCAAUUAAUCAAAUGAAAUUGUAAUCUGAUUGUCUGAAAAUUAUUAAUUUCACCCAGAAAAUCAACGAAAUUGUAUAAAAAUUAAAGAAAAGAUCCAAACGAAGGUUUCUUGUCAUUAUUCAAUGGAAGAACUGUUUGGUCAGUUUCAAAUGAAACACAACAAUCAAAGGCUGGACCUUAUGAAAAAUUGGUCCGAAAAUUAUGAGAACUUGUUAUAAAUUUAAUUUUAAGAAUUUAGAUUUAGUGUUGAAUUCGCCGUUUCAUGUUAAGAACCCGAAUUGAGCGGAUGAUGUACUUAACGUAGUUAUAGUAUCAUUUCUGAAUAUUAUUGAGAAUUAGAUUAGAUACACUCAUCAAAUUGCAUCACAUGGUACUUAUCUAUCUAGGAUUUUCCUUCUUGCAUUUCUCUUAUAGAAUGAAUAAUAAGAUAUUAUUGAUGGUUUUGAAAUUUUCUAAAAAAAAAAAUCUUAAACUGCCUCAAUUUGGCACAGGGUUGAGUUUCAAUUUCAUAUUUUGAAAACUCCCCUGCUAGAAUCAAAGCAAUUUCAAACUAAAAUCUGUUAUACACUAUCCAUUUGUUAACUGUUAGAAAAACAACAUUACAUUUUCUUCGAAAUAUCUAUUAUCUAAUAAAUAUAAAAAAAAAAUAUCUAAACAUAUUUUUAAAAUAUGUAUAAAAGAUUAAAAUCUAUGUAUGGAUGUGUUGGUUUAUUGUUUAUCAUCAUAUAUUUUUCUAACUGUUAACCGAAAUGUAAAUACAUAUAUUAUAUAAAAUAAUAUUACUGACAUACAUAUGUAUACUUAUGUGAAAACACAUUGAGUAGGUUGCAAUAAGGAAACAUACGUUUUUUUAUUAGGACUUUUAUAUUAUUCUGUAACUAUGCAUAUAUUAUAUACUUGUACAUUGAUGUCAAACAUUGCAAAGUAAAUAUAUAAAAUGAGUUAUAUUUAAGAAAAA
This is a messenger RNA of Hermetia illucens (black soldier fly), 10838 nucleotides long. RefSeq lists its product as uncharacterized. Gene Ontology annotation, cellular component: membrane. Bases 1452 to 9146 code for a protein of 2564 amino acids. The transcript is spliced from 17 exons. The record is from RefSeq and is a predicted model, not a curated record. Lineage: Eukaryota; Metazoa; Arthropoda; Insecta; Diptera; Stratiomyidae. Gene Ontology annotation, molecular function: protein binding; serine-type endopeptidase activity. Gene Ontology annotation, biological process: proteolysis.